This is a messenger RNA of Hibiscus syriacus, 905 nucleotides long. RefSeq lists its product as uncharacterized. NCBI's taxonomy places the organism in Eukaryota, Viridiplantae, Streptophyta, Magnoliopsida, Malvales, Malvaceae. The transcript has 10 exons. Gene Ontology annotation, cellular component: RNA polymerase III complex. Gene Ontology annotation, molecular function: DNA binding. The record is from RefSeq and is a predicted model, not a curated record. Gene Ontology annotation, biological process: transcription by RNA polymerase III. Bases 81 to 890 code for a protein of 269 amino acids.
UUCAAUUCAAAUCCUUGCUCUUCGUUUGAUCCUUAACCAGAUAGACUUGUUUGAAGACUUCUUUGAAUCGAUCAUCAUCAAUGGAACAAAAACAAACCACCAAAACCAAUGCCCCCAGGAAGAUGAAAUUUGCACCUAAAGCUCCUACUCGCCGAGCACCGAAGCUUGAGGUUAAAACUGAAUCGGCCGAAGACACUGAUGCUGCUCAGGCCAGGAAUUUGCUAGAGCGUUUAAAUCAAAUUUCUGCAAAGACAAAACCUAAAUUUGAAAAGAAAGCUGCAUCUUCACAAGUUGCAUUUGGUUUUGUAAAGGCAUCAGCAUCAUCUUCGUUAAAAUAUUUGGUGGAAUUUCCAAAGGAUUAUUACAGUUAUUAUCCCCUGACCCUUCCUAUGCGGAGACCGUAUUCGGGAAAUCCAGAGUUUCUCGAUGAGGAGGAGUUUGCUUCGGCGAAUGUAUUGUUCAAUGAAAGUUCGGUCGAGCCAGCAGUAGAGUUUGGUCUAUUGGAGGAGAAUCCAGAAGCAACUAUGUUCUUUAUGCAGUUACCACCAACUUUACCUAUGACAAAGCAAACAGGGAACAUAUCUGGGCAAGAGAUCAAUACCAGUUCAAAGCCUGCUGUGAGUGGAGGUUCUGGAAAGAAGACAUGUGGCUUAGAUGAGAUACCUGCAGGUCUCAUGGGUAAAAUGCUAGUCUACAAAAGUGGUGCUGUCAAGUUAAAGUUGGGGAAUACCUUCUAUGACGUUACUCCGGGUUCGAAUUGCGGAUUUUCUCAAGAUGUUGUAGCUGUAAAUACUGCAGAGAAGCAUUGUUGUUUUGUUGGGGAGCUUGAGAAGCGUGCUGUUUUAAGCCCGGAUGUAAAUUCUGUGUUGGAUAAAUUGGAAGAUCUUUGAUGGCUUUUGCUUGUU